Colletotrichum godetiae is the source of this 2500-nucleotide messenger RNA. RefSeq lists its product as uncharacterized. Bases 257 to 2242 code for a protein of 661 amino acids. Gene Ontology annotation, molecular function: zinc ion binding; DNA-binding transcription factor activity, RNA polymerase II-specific. Gene Ontology annotation, biological process: regulation of DNA-templated transcription. The transcript has a single exon. The record is from RefSeq and is a predicted model, not a curated record. NCBI's taxonomy places the organism in Eukaryota, Fungi, Ascomycota, Sordariomycetes, Glomerellales, Glomerellaceae.
GUGGAGUUCUUCCUCCUAAGUUCAAGCAAGCACGUACAUUGUCCAUCUUCACUUUCUGUCAAUUUCCAGUCAGCUUGCAUGAUCAGAAAGCCGAGGCCUCCCCUUUGAGAAGAACGCCACUCGUUAAAUGAAAGUUGGCCCUCAUGUUCCCAGGGCUCCUCAUAAAUACAAGGCUCCCGCUGUCAGAAACAACCUUCAAACGACGCAUCGAAGGAUGAAAGUCAGAGAAGAGCAAGCCUAAGAACUCCAUCCAAUCAUGAAUCACCCUUUGUUCACUCAAGCCAUGCAACAAGGGCAACAAGAUUCAGCUUACAUCGGGGAAGUUCGACAAAGCCGCAUCCUACCGCUGCUCCCACGCCCUAGCACCGUCCAAACUACCAAUCAAGACUUCAAGCUCGCAGUUGAAGAUCCCGGCGACGCUUCCCAUCCUAAAAGGAAGCGUGCUAGUCGUCCUAAGGUCCGAUCUGGCUGCAUCACCUGCAAGAUCCGGCGGGUCAAGUGCGAUGAGCGCAAACCUACGUGUUUCCGAUGCGAAAAAGCGGACGUGGAGUGCGAUGGGUACACAAAGGAGGACGCCGACUCCAAGAGAAGCGCCGAGCAGCAGAGGUUGAUCGUCGCGGCCCAGGAAGCGCAAGCGAGCCGGCAGCUACUUCCGCGGCCGAACGAGUCGGGGCCAGGCACCUCCGGUCUUGAAUCUUCGGCUCCUAAAUCCAUUCCCCCGCCGCUUUACCCUUCGACUUUGCGGGUUCAACAGGGGGAUGUUUACUAUUACGAUCUUUUUCGGCACCGGCUUGUGCGUGACCUUUGGGGGUCGGGCCACUCUGAUGCUUGGUCUAGGAUCGUGUUGCAGGAGAGCUCGCGAGACCCCUGCGUCCAGGAGUCGCUGUUGGCCAUCGGCGCGAUCUCUCAAGCCCAGAUGCUUGAGGAUCUGUCGAAAGAUCAGCUGGACGCCAUGCCGUCAGCACUCCGCCCUUGGGGCACGAAAAUGACUCAACCUGGUGGACUUCUCAACCACCAUCACAGGUCGGCUUUAAUACAUCACGUCAAGGCGGUUUCGAUAUACAGACAACGGAUUCAAGACCCAUCAUCGACCUCACCACGAUCAGUCAUCAUCAUGACGCUGCUGCUCGUAGGAUUCGAGUUCAUCCAAGGUAACAUGAAUAACGUCGACACUCUGACCGGUACGGGUAUGCGCCUUCUUGAGAACAGGAUUUCGCUCACGCAGCGUCCUCCACGUCCUUCAAGCGAGAACAGAAACAUCUCGACAGAAUCCUCUCAGCCCUUGUCUGCACAGUUACGAAGAGACAUGCGUGAUGAUGAGAUGGAGGACAUCGAGCACCUCUUACCAUGUCUCUCCCUGAUGAGCGGGUUCACCCACUUCUUCAACUCGCACCGCACCGCCAUGCCAAUGAUGAACGGUACCCCUAUCCUCGAGCUACCUCAACCAGGCGUCACAGUCAUCUCCAAACUCGAAGUCUUCUGGGGUCAGUUCUUUACACGCGCAGUCGUACAUAUCAUGCGCUCGCUGCACGACCAGCUCCGAUACAAGGAGCGGAACAUAACGCAAGCCGCCUUGGAGCAGGCUACGUUUCUGUCAUACAUACGAAUGUGGGACUCAGUCCUGGAUGUGUAUCUCAAGGACCCUUCUCUCAAAGACAACGCCAGACGAGCCUUGCGAAAGAUACAGAUCCAUCGGCUCUUGAUCCACAUUGUUAUAAGCUGUAGUCUCGACCGAACCGACAUGUGCUACGACGCAUUCGAGGCGGACUUCAGAGACCUCCUGAACAGGAUAGUGACGUAUCUUCGCGACCCGGGACCGACCUCAAAAGUCGGCUUCACCUUCACCGAGGGACUCACAACCCCGCUCGCCACCAUAGUCGCCAAGUGCCGUAAUCACGAGCUGAGAAUGCAAGCUGUUCACCUCCUCAACAAUAUGGCAUGGAGAGAGAGCGCUUGGGAUGGGAAAGCGCUAGUCAUUGGCAAAUCGGGCGUGGUGAUGCUGGAGGAGAGAGGGAUGGAUGCUAAUGGGUUCAUACCUUCUGGGUCCAGAUGGGUGUGGAUGUCAGGUAAAUGGGAUCUCGAGAAACGGGAACUCGUCGCCACGUACUUGAGACUGAUGCCCAACGAGGACGGUACACCAGUUCAUGCGCAUCUGGAGCUCGACAUGGAUAACUUGCUAGAUACUUGUAGUAUGGUGGGAUGUCGUGGGCGGCAUGAUCCUUUCGAGUGUUAUCAAGAGUAAUAGAGGAGCUUCCGCUUCGAGGUUGUCUUCAUAACUAUGUCUUCCCCCUCGAUAGAGGAUUUGAUACGGGUAUCUAGCUUGUCAGAUCAGAUACUGAGGUGAACGAUGUAAUAGGUACCCUAUGGAACUAAUAGGCCUCAGACGGGGCGGCCCCAUAUCCUUUUCCAUUAGAUGUUGCUUCUCGGCUGACAAAGCAUGCCGUCUUGAAGUACUUAAAGAAGGCUGAGAAUUCGAGUCUGUUCCCCAUUUGAUCAUGAA